GGAGACAAAAAAGAAUGUUGCCAAACUCUCAGAGCACAACAUCAUGAGCGUAACUACAGUAACUCAACCAAGAAUCUUGCGAAUCUCUGUGAGUGAUCCUUACGCUACAGAUUCCUCCAGCGACGAAGAAGAAGAUUUUGCAGAUAUCUCUAACAAACGACGUCGUGUCAAGAAGUACGUUAACGAAGUGGUUCUUGAGUCUACCAUCUCCGACAAAGACAGGCCAAAGAAGAAGAAGAGACCGAACACGAAGCCGACGACACUCGAGACUGCUGUUUCUGCUCCGGCGAGAAAGUACCGGGGAGUCAGACAACGGCCGUGGGGGAAAUGGGCGGCGGAGAUUAGAGAUCCGAGUAGACGUGUACGGCUCUGGUUAGGCACUUACGAUACGGCGGAGGAAGCCGCCAUUGUUUACGACAACGCAGCUAUACAACUACGUGGCCCAAACGCGCUCACUAACUUCUCUCCUCCUCCUCCGGCGACGAAGAACGGCGAAGAAGCUUCGAAGGAGAUGGACGGAGUCUCGGAUAUAACCACAAGCGGCGGUGGAGAAUGUCUCGGUUCUCCCGUUUCUGUUCUCCAAACUCCCUUCUCCGGCGAGUCUACGGCGGCGGUUGAGGUGAAAGAAGAGUUUCCCGGCGUAUCGACGGCGGCGGUAGAGGUGAAAGAGGAGCCGUCAGAACCAGUUUUAGAUACUUUCACGGAUUUCUCUUCGCCGUUGUUCCUAGACGACGACGUUUUUGGUUUCCCGACGUCGAUGCCUGACUGUUUCGGAGAUGAUUUUUUUGCGGAUAUGAGUUUCGGGUUCGGGUCUGGAUUCUCCAACUGGCACGUGGAGGACCAUUUUCAAGAUAUUGGGGAUCUUUUCGGGUCGGAUCCUCUUUUAACUGUUUAGCACAUUAUGAAAAAAAAGUAACCGGCCGUUAAUCGGCACUCGGCAAGUUUUGUUACUGGCGUGAGAUAAAACAAUUAUCGUAAAGAAUUUGAUCCAAAAAAAAAAGAAUUUGUUUUAUACAAGAAUUAUAUGCGAGAAAAGGAUUUGUUAUAUAUGAUUCAAAUUUAAAUUUAAUUAGUAUAGUAACGGUGAAUCUUACGUUGAAUAACGUCUGUAUCUUAACGGU
This is a messenger RNA of Eruca vesicaria subsp. sativa (arugula), 1121 nucleotides long. The record is from the annotation of a GenBank genome assembly. NCBI's taxonomy places the organism in Eukaryota, Viridiplantae, Streptophyta, Magnoliopsida, Brassicales, Brassicaceae.